Molecule: messenger RNA, 2853 nt
Organism: Tetrahymena thermophila SB210
Lineage: Eukaryota; Ciliophora; Oligohymenophorea; Hymenostomatida; Tetrahymenidae
Product: DNA polymerase kappa protein
Exons: 3
Biological process (GO): error-prone translesion synthesis
Cellular component (GO): nucleus
Molecular function (GO): DNA-directed DNA polymerase activity; damaged DNA binding
Source: RefSeq, a predicted model, not a curated record
AUGUCUUAAAGCUAACAUAAUUUAGAAGAAAAUCAAUAGCAAAAAGGAGAGGUGCAAUACCUUUUUGUGGGAAAUAAAGCUGGUUUAGAUAAUGUAGAUAAAGAAAAAAUAAAUAAAAUUAUUAAUGAAACCACUUAAUCAAGUGAAUUUUAUAAAAGAUAGUAAGUGAAAAGGGAUUAAUAUGAUGAAAGGAUUAAAGAAAUGAAAUUAAUAAUAGAACAAACCAAAUAAGAUCAUAUUAAGCUUUUGAAAGUCAAGAAAGAAUGUGAAGAUAAAUUAGAUUAAAUUAAAUAAUUAGUUCAGCUUGAUAGGAUUUGGGUUCAUUUUGAUAUGGAUAUGUUUUAUGUUGCUUGCGAACUUAAGGAUAGACCUCAAUUAAAAGAUUUGCCAGUGGCUGUUGGUGGUAUGUCAAUGAUUAGUACAGCUAAUUAUGUUGCUAGAAAAUUUGGUGUAAGAUCUGCUAUGCCUGGUUUCAUUGCUAAAAAGCUAUGUCCUUAAUUAAUUUUAAUUCCUUGUAAUUUUGAAAAAUAUAGAAAAGCAAGUGAUUAAUUCAAAAAAGUCUUAUACUAAUAUGAUCCUAAUUUAGAAAGCAUGGGGCUAGAUGAGGCUAAUCUGGAUAUAACAGAUUAUUUACAAUAAAAUAAUAUUAACUCAGAUGCACAAAUAUACGAUUUAUGUCAUUCUAUUAGAAAUCAGGUUUUUGAAUCCACUGGAGGUCUAACUUGUUCUUGUGGUAUUGGACCAAACAAAAUGCUAGCUAAAAUCUGCUCAGAUAUGAAUAAGCCCAAUGGUUAGUUUUAGUUGAUAAAUGAUGAAGAAAAAAUUAAGGAUUUUAUGAAAGAUUUGCCUAUUAGAAAAAUCCCUGGGAUUGGGAAUGUGACAGAAUAAAUCUUGAAAGGUAUUGGAAUAGAAAAAUGUAGCUAAAUCCUAGAAAGAGUUAUUGAUAUAAAAAUAUGUUUUAAAGAUCUUUCUUUUGAUCACUUAGUUUCUAGUGCUUUAGGUAUAGGUCGUUCAUGGCAUGAAGAAGAGACGGAGAAAAAAAGUCUUUCAGUAAGUAGAACUUUUUAAGCAAUAUCAACUAUAGAGGAAAUAAACGAAAAAAUACAUUAAAUUUCUCAGCUUUUAGCUGAAGAUGCUAAAGCAGAAUAAAAAAUUGGAAAGCAUUUGGCUGUUUCUUUUAAAAAUGUAAAAUUUUAAAUGAGAUCUAAAAACAGAAUGCUUGAUAAAUAUAUUUAAGAUAGUGAGUAAAUUGAGAAAGUAGCUAAGGAAUUAGUUAAAGAAUUAUUACCUACUGAGCCUUUGAGGUUAAUUGGAAUUAGAUUAAGUCAAUUAGCUGAUGAAAAUGAGCUAAAAAACCAAGGAUUGAGCAAAUAUUUUGCUAAAAAUGAUAAAAGUUUAAACAAUUCAAGAAUUUAAUCUUCAAGUAAGAGUUCUAAAAAAUCAUUUGACAAUAAAAACCAAAAUUCCUUGACAACUUAUUUCAGUAAUUAAGAAAAGAAUAAUUCAAGCUUAAAUGUCUAUUAAAAUUAAAAAAUAAAAGGACUUCUUAAUGAUAAAAAUUUAGGAGACGUUUCUAAUCAUUAAGAAGCAUCUAAUUUCAGUAUAAAUCCAAAUAAUUUAUAAAAGUCACAUUCAAAUAAUUUAAUUUAGCCCUCAUUCCUAAGCUUAAUAGAUAAAUAUGAAAGUGAGGAUCAAGAGGAUGAAAACGAAGAUUCUUUUUAAGAAAAUAACUCAUGUAAUAAGUUAUAAAAAUAAACAAAACAUUAAGAGAGUAUGUUGAAUGAAAUGAGUUAUAGUAACAAUUAAUAGUAAUUCUAAAUAAGUAAAGAUAAUAAGUAAUAUAUAAAUGAAAGUGAUUGUGAAAGUAAAAAUGAAAGCGAAAUAGACAACAGAUAAAAAUAAGAAGAAUAUGAAAAUGAUGAUGAUGACGAUGAAGAUGGAGACGAAGACGACGAUGAUGAUUUAAUUUACCUAAAAAAAAUUUUAAAUAAAAAUGUUUCAGAAAGACUUUCUUAGAUAUCUGAAAAAAAAAGUUAAGAGGAAAAAAGAUAGUCAUUAUCAGAUAAAAAUAAUUCUAUGACACCUUAAUUUAUACAAUAGAGUGGAGGAAGUUAAAAUUAAAGGAAUGGCUCUAUUUAACAAAAAGAAACAUAAAUGAUACCUGAAACGGCUCACUAAAAUAAACAAUUUUAAUCUUAGUAAAUAAAUUAGACUCAAUACUAUUAAAGAAAAUCAGAAAAAAGUGAAAUUAGCUUCUAGUAAUAAUCAAUAUAAUCACAAGAAUAUAUGCAUCUGAUGAUGGGUUCUGAAGAGUCCUCUAAGUUAGAUAUUAGAAUAAAUAGAAAUAUAUUUCCUAAUAAAGUGUAAAAUGAAAAAGAAAAUAGCAAUUCCAUGUAUGUAUAUGAUGAAAAUGCUGAAUAUAUGUCCUAACAAUAUAUUGAGCAUAAUUCAGGAUCAUAAAUGAAUAAUAAAAAGAGAGUUCCUGCUGAUGCACUUACUCCACAAUAGGUUGAAGAGCAGUUAAAAUUGAAAAAAAAAUUUAUUCCUAGGCUAUUUGAAUGUCCAAUAUGCUUUUUAUAACUCGAUUCUUAUGGUAAUGCUACAUUUGUUAAUAAUCAUAUAACAAACUGUAUGAAAGCCUAAGAGGAGAAAUUUAAUAAGCUUGAAUAAAAUAAUUCUUAAUAAAAUACAUAGAAAGAAGAAAAAAAACCAGUUUCUAUAUUAAAUAAUUAUACCACAAAAUAAGAUACAAAGACAAAGUAAAGUGAUAAAAAAAAUAGAAAGUCUGAUUAAAAAAAAUAGUAAAAAAACAGUUUUACAUUAGAUUCAUUUGUAAUAAAAUAAAAAAAUUGA